AUGCCUAAUCUUGAAAAACUGAAGCUAAGGUUCAAUGUUGGUCUCAGUCUGCAAAGAGUGGGUCUGCAUGGCAAUAACCUUAUCAACAUUGAGCACUUGUCAAGGCUUAAGGAGAUAUAUGCAAAAGUGGAGAGUGAAGGUUCUGUUGAUGCAGGACUGAUGACAAAAGAUGAUAUUAUCUUGGAAGAAAAUCCAGACAGCAUAACUGAGGAUGAGGUCAGACAGAAGGAUGAGAAGAAACAAGUGGAUGAUCACAGAGAAUUGUCCAGCUCACAACGUGUGACAACUGAUGCUAUCAGCAAAGCAUUCAAGGCCACUGAAGAAGGGUUCAUUGAGCUUGUGUCUCGCCAAUGGAAAACUGAUCCACAAAUUGCAACUGUUGGGGCAUGCUGCCUUGUUGGUGCUGUGCAACAAAAAACACUAUUCAUAGCCAACCUUGGAAACUCUCGGGCUGUUCUUGGAAAGGUCAGUUGCAUUGGGCAGAUUGUUGCUGAACAGCUCUCUAGUGAGCACAUUGCCAAUGAUGCAUGGAAAGCAAAGGGCCUCGUGCAGGUGUUGAGAGCGAUAGGUGAUGCAUACUUGAAAUACCCACAGUAUAGCAGGGAACCACUCAACAAACCAAUACUAAGUGCCAAUCCAUCUAUUGUUUCACGCGUUCUUCGACCAAGUGACCGCUUCAUCAUAUUUGGCUCAGCUGUUCUAUGGGAAUAUCUGUCCAAUCAGGAAGCUGUUGAGAUUGUUAAAAACCAUCAAGCUUCUGGAAGUGCCAAAAUGCUAGUAAAAGCAGCUCUUCAUGCAGCAGCCAAAAAGCACAACUUGCAUUACUCAGAUCUCUUGAAGAUGGACAGGGAUAAUCCUAGGCAUGUCCAUGAGGAUGAUGAAUCUGAUUGA
This is a messenger RNA of Oryza sativa Japonica Group (Japanese rice), 891 nucleotides long. The record is from RefSeq and is a predicted model, not a curated record. Lineage: Eukaryota; Viridiplantae; Streptophyta; Magnoliopsida; Poales; Poaceae.